Messenger RNA from Fusarium pseudograminearum CS3096, 507 nucleotides. RefSeq lists its product as uncharacterized. The coding region runs from base 1 to 507 and encodes 168 amino acids. Gene Ontology annotation, biological process: translation. The transcript has 2 exons. The record is from RefSeq and is a predicted model, not a curated record. Gene Ontology annotation, molecular function: structural constituent of ribosome. Lineage: Eukaryota; Fungi; Ascomycota; Sordariomycetes; Hypocreales; Nectriaceae. Gene Ontology annotation, cellular component: mitochondrion; ribosome.
AUGUCUUCGCCAGUGGCCAAGGCCGCUCGCCGCGUCACGACUGAGCUUCGAGGCGUUGUCGUCUCUGCUGGUCUUAUGGAAAAGACUGUCAAGGUCAGAGUAGGCGGCCAGAAGUGGAAUAAGACCGUCAACAAGUGGUUCGCCGACCCCAAACACUAUCUAGUCCACGAUCCGAACUCGUCCCUACGAACAGGCGAUAUCGUUUCCAUCGCCCCUGGAUGGCCAACUUCUCAGCACAAGCGUCACGUCAUCAAGGAAAUAAUUGCGCCUUACGGCGUUCCUGCCAGCGAGCGUCCACCUGUGCCCACAUUGGAGGAAAGGAUAGCGGAUUAUGAGGCUAAGAAGGCUGCCAAAGAUGAGCGGAGGGCAGACAGGCGACAAGAAGAGGAGAACAAAAGACGAGAAGAAAAGCGGCUGGUAAACGAAAAGAAGGAAGCCAAACGUCAGGCUUGGGAGGAGGCCCAACAAAAACACAAAUUGGACACCUCGACGAGCGACGUGGACUGA